Molecule: messenger RNA, 1746 nt
Organism: Stylonychia lemnae
Lineage: Eukaryota; Ciliophora; Spirotrichea; Sporadotrichida; Oxytrichidae
Source: the annotation of a GenBank genome assembly
AUGUAUAGAAUGCCAAAAACUGAAUUGAGAAUACUUGCCAAAAUGGAGUGCCCUUUUAGAUAUGAAAAGGACCUUGUUAUAUCAAGCAAGCUAUUGAGAGAAAAAAUGGGAGUAAAUGAGUAAUCUACUUGCUCAAAAUGUUCUCAGAAAUAAAUUUGCUCAUAUUUUAACAAAUCAGCUGCUUAAAUUACUUAAGACUAUAUUGAUUCAGACAGAAAAAUUGAAGCAAAUCUUAAAGAUGUUUAGAACUUACUCUAUGGCUUGUAUUAGAGAUCAUUAAUCUUGAAUUCUAAAGCAGUAAAUCCAAAUGAAAUUAUAAUUGAAGAAAAUUAAAUGGUUUCUGAGACAACUUUCCUAGCGUCUGAGAGAGAUUUAAAAAGUCAGGGGCAUUUUAAAGAAUAUGAUUUCUCUACUUACAAUGCUGCCUCUAUGAUCUUAUAGAAUUUAGAAUUCUUGUACAAUGACUUGAUUGAUAACAACGGAUUGCAAUUAAAAAUAUUUAUGAAUGAUAUGGUAUCAGAGGGAAAGAAAAUGAAUAUCAUUAAUGAUUAAUAAUCUACAGCUCUUGCUAGAAGAAGCGAUGGCUAACUGCAAGUAUAACCUAAGGAAAAUGAUGAGCUGGUUGAGGUUGAGAAAUUAAUGACUAAACUUGAAAGAGCUAAAAACAGAAAAGAAAGAAGAAGACUAUUAGCUAUGUUCAAUUAACAUCAAGAAUUAGUCUGGGGUGAUAGACAAAGUAUAAAAGCAAUUCAAGUGAGUUAAAAAGCACCCUCUCCUUAGUAAUAUGAUCCUUCAAAGGAUGAAACCAAAAUAUACAAUUAGAUGACUAAAUCAUAUGUUGACAAAUAGGAAUAUUAUUAAGCCCUAAGGAAAGAUAAUAGAGAUCCAAAUAGCCCAGACAAAAGAUCAAAAAAGCUGACAUAGAUACUUUCAGUGAAACAAAAACUCAGCUCCAUUAAUGCCUAUGAAAAAACUUAGAAAUUUGAGCAUAAAGUAAAUCUUGAAAACGAGAGGGUUAGACAAUAAAUAAGAUAAGUGAGUUACGCUAGAACUAAAUUUAUUGAGGAUAAUUUGCCUGCACUCUAAGCUAUAUUGGAAGGGAAAAGGGUUUCAGCUUAUUUUGAAAAUGAAGAUUAGGCUAAAUAGUUUAUUCAAGAACUACAUCAGAAAAAACUAGAAAAAUUAGAAGGCUUUGGGUUUUAGGAGAUUGAAGAAAAAAGUAAAUUGACUAGGGGUGAUAGUCAUCCUGUAAUACCUGGUAGAGAGCAACUCAGCUAGCAACUGCUAGAAGGUAAUUCAAGAAAUAAGUUGUUAGCCCUAGAAAAUAAUUAAGAGAGAAAGCUACUAUCAGAUAUAGGUGUCACUGUUCAAUAGAUAGAGGGAGAUGUAGAAUAAGAAAUAGAAAGGCUUGAAAGAUUUAUUGUUGAGGAUGAUCAAUAAAAAAAGACAAAGAAGUAUGAAUCACAAAAUUUCUUUAUAACUAGAGCUAAGCCCAUUGAUAAUACUCCAGAGAAAGCUUAAGCAAAUCAAAAGAAACAUAUUAUUAAGGUAACUGUAGAUGAUAGAUAUAUCGCUGAGAACUAUUAUCAGGGCUAAAAUAUGAGUGAACUUCUUUAUGAAAAGGAUGGUAUAAUUGGUAAGAUGAGACAGUUUGACUAUAAAAUACAUAAGUUCAAGAAACUCAAUGACGAUGAACCAGAGAGUGAAAAAAACUAAAAGAAAAAUCAAUAGAGAUCGGAUUUAUGA